Rhinocladiella mackenziei CBS 650.93 is the source of this 3357-nucleotide messenger RNA. RefSeq names its product potassium/sodium efflux P-type ATPase, fungal-type. Gene Ontology annotation, molecular function: ATP hydrolysis activity; P-type calcium transporter activity; ATP binding. Lineage: Eukaryota; Fungi; Ascomycota; Eurotiomycetes; Chaetothyriales; Herpotrichiellaceae. Bases 1 to 3357 code for a protein of 1118 amino acids. Gene Ontology annotation, cellular component: plasma membrane. The transcript is spliced from 2 exons. The record is from RefSeq and is a predicted model, not a curated record. Gene Ontology annotation, biological process: intracellular calcium ion homeostasis; calcium ion transmembrane transport.
AUGGGUAAGAAAGGUGGAAGAGCCGCGCAAAACUACGGAAAGCAUCCGUUCUUACUUUCAGCGGAUGAGAUCAUUCGCCAGCUUGAGACCAACGUCGAUUCCGGCUUGACCAGUAUUCAAGUGCAACAAUACCAAGAGAAAUAUGGCCCUAACAGACUAGAGGGCGAUGGAGGAGUGUCCUGGUAUACCAUUUUGGGAAAACAGAUCUCGAAUGCUAUGAUAUUGGUCCUGGUGCUCGCCAUGGCACUGUCUUAUGGUGUGGAAGACUUCGUCGAAGGAGCCGUCAUCACGGCAGUUAUUGUUCUGAAUGUCCUGAUCGGAUUUUAUCAGGAAUUCCAGGCGGAGAAGAAAAUGGACGCUCUUCGAUCGCUUUCAUCACCCUCCGCCGCCGUUGUUCGUGACGGCAACGAGAUGACUAUUCCAUCUGGCGAAGUCGUGCCGGGCGAUGUUGUUUCCAUCAAAACUGGUGACACCGUCCCGGCCGACUUGAGAUUAUUCGAAGUCAUGAACUUGGAAUGUGACGAAGCAAUCUUGACGGGAGAAGCCCUUCCCGUGGCCAAAGAAGUCGAAUUCGAGGCGAGGCACGGUACAGUCAAAGAAGACCUUGGACUGGGAGAUCGACUAAACAUCGCCUACUCGUCGUGCACCGUCACCAAAGGCCGUGGUCGUGGUGUCGUCGUCUACACCGGCAUGUCCACCGCGAUUGGAGGGAUUGCCGCGACGAUGCAGAGAAAGAUACGCAAGCCCAAUCGAUCAAUGUCGAGAAAGAAGUAUGGUCCAAUGCAGCCCGUCAAAGGAGGUGUGCUCCGUGUUUGGGAUGGAAUUCUCAAAUUCCUUGGUCUCACAGAGGGCACACCUCUCCAGAUCAAACUCAGCAAAUUGGCCUACGUCCUCUUUGGUUGCGCGAUUCUCCUGGCCAUGAUUGUCUUUGGUGUCAAUCGAUUCAAUGUCACCAAUGAAGUUGCCAUUUAUGCCAUCUCGACCGGAAUUGCCAUCAUCCCCGAAUCUUUGAUUGCCGUUCUGACCAUCACCAUGGUGGUGGGAAUGACCCAAAUGCGAAAGCGAAUGGUCGUCGUCCGACAACUUAGUGCUCUUGAAGCGCUUGGAGGUGUCACAAACAUCUGCUCGGAUAAGACGGGAACACUCACACAAGGAAAGAUGGUCACUCGAAAGGCAUGGAUUCCCGGAGUGGGUAUCUACAGUGUCGAAAACUCGAACAACGCGUCCGACCCCACCGAAGGAACCAUCACCUUUGGCAAAGCUCCCCGAUCUCGAAAGGAAGUGGAGGCAGAGAAGCUCGCCAGACAAGAAGAGCUGGAUCGCAAGCGAAGUGUGGCCGGCGUCGCUUUCGAUGUGCCAGCGGAAAAGCUUCGUAAGGACACCGAAAAGGUGGCGUCAGAGGAGAAGAGCGUCAUCAAAGAGAAUCCCGAAGCCACGCCCGAGCUCCAGGCAUUUCUCGAAUCCGCUGCCCUGUGCAACUUAGCCAUCAUUCGCAAGGUGACGGAAGAUGGCCAAGAGAAAUGGAAGACCGCUGGUGAUCCGACCGAAAUUGCUCUCCAAGUAUUCGCCCACCGGUUCCAUUAUGGCAAGAAGACUCUCGAAGAACAAAAGGGAUGGUCCCAGAAGAUGGAAUUCCCAUUUGACAGUUCCAUCAAGCGUAUGUCCGUUGUGUAUACCCAACCCGCCGAGGACCGUUCCAUCAUCUUCACCAAGGGUGCCGUCGAACGUAUCAUUGAUCUCUGCACGUCCGCUGGUGUCGGUCAAUAUGAGCAAGAGAUGACGCCCGAGCUCAAGGAAAGUAUUCUCGAACAAAUGACCUUCCUGGCCGAACAGGGUCUCCGUGUCCUGGCCAUCGCUCGAAAAUUCACCCAAAUGGAUAUUGCAGAACACUCGGAUAUCGACCGUGCCGAGGUCGAGAAAGAUCUUUGCCUCUUAGGCCUUGCUGGUCUUUAUGAUCCUCCUCGACUCGAGACCAAAGGGGCCGUUCAAGCUUGUACCACCGCAGGUAUCACGGUGUCCAUGUUGACUGGUGAUCAUCCUUCAACCGCCACCGCCAUUGCGAAAGAGGUGGGCAUCAUUCCGAAGAACAUGGGGACCCUGGCCCCCGACGUGGCUGCCGCUAUCGUAAAGACAGCCGCUGAAUUCGACAAAAUGACUGACGCGGAAAUCGACGCUCUACCCACACUCCCCCUCGUCGUCGCCCGAUGUGCUCCCGAGACCAAAGUCCGGAUGAUCGAAGCCCUUCACCGUCGCCGCAAAUUCGCCGCCAUGACCGGCGAUGGCGUCAACGACUCCCCCUCUUUGAAACUGGCCGACGUGGGAAUUGCCAUGGGUCUGAACGGAAGUGACGUUGCCAAAUCAGCCUCCGAUAUCGUCUUGACCGACGAUAACUUCGCCAGCAUCGUCAACGCUGUUGAAGAGGGACGACGUAUGUUCGACAACAUUCAGCGCUUCGUCUUGCACCUCCUCACGUCCAACGUCGGCGAAGUCAUCCUCUUGAUCUGCGGUCUAGGCUUCCAAGACGAGUCCGGUUUCUCCGUCUUCCCUCUCUCCCCACUCCAAAUCCUCUGGAUCAACAUGCUCACCUCGUCAUUCCCGGCCUUUGGACUCGGUCGAGAAAAAGCCUCCCCCGACGUGAUGGAACGCCCCCCACACGAUAACAAGAAGGGCGUCUUCACAUGGGAACUCAUCACUGAUAUGCUCGUGUACGGCACGAUCCAAGGAACCUGCUGCCUCAUGACCUUCGUAUUUAUCGUCUACGGACCCGGCCGCGACGGCCUCGGCGUGGACUGCAACCGCCACUACAGCGACAGCUGCGACGUUGUCUUCCGCGCUCGUGCCGCCGUCUUCGCCGAACUCACCUGGCUCAUCCUGAUCUCGGCAUGGGAAUUCAAAGCGAUGCGCCGCAGCAUGUUCAAAAUCAACCCACACGACACUCGCGCAUUCCCUUUCUUCGCCGAUAUCUGGGAGAACCAAUUCCUGUUCUGGUCCGUGGUUAUUGGGGCCGUGUCCGUGUUUCCUGCCGUCUAUAUUCCUGGCUUGAAUACGAGCGUCUUCAAACACAGAGGAAUCAGCUGGGAAUGGGCACCGGCUAUCGUCUGUGUCUUUGUCUUUGUGUCGGGCAUGGAGGCGUGGAAGUACAUCAAGCGUGCGACUGGCUGGUUCAAGGAGGAAGAGACAGAGGGUAUGAAAGCCAGGAGACACCAGCGUACCGCGCUGGGUUUGAAGCAGGGCUUCUUCACCUUGGCGAGAAGCUUCACUAAGAGUCGAUCCAUGGAAAAAAGAUCUAUGACGGAGCAGAGUGAGCAGAGCGUGCCUGGAAGAGGAAUUCUGCCACGAGUCAGGGAGGAAGCUUAA